AUUAGUCAUUUCACAAUGAAUGACAGGUGACUCUGACUUACACCGCUAUGAUUAGCUUUAUGCAGGAUUAGAAUUCAAAUUACAAUGUGCACAUGGCUGUAAUAGUAGAAAAUGACAUGGAAAUCGUUACAAUCUGGUCUCGAUGUUUAAUAUAUGUGAGCAGUAAAGUAACUUAAGAGUGAUCAAAGAAAAAAAACCCCAGAUUAUUGAAGUUGCUUUUUAUUCAGUCUUGUAUUGACACAGCAACAACGGUUAAAAUUCAUCUUGAUAACUACUGGACACAAAUCUAUAGACAAUACAUAUUAAAGAUACAUGCAGAUGUACCAGUUGUGAAAGAAUAUUUUAACAUUCUUCAACAUUUUCUACUUAUAAAUCAUGAAUCAGGGUCCCCAUAGCACCUUGCCUAAUGAACAGGCUGGUGUAUUGAAUUUGAUGGGGGAGCCAAAUGCUUUGCAUGCCUCUGGAGCGUACAGUGCAAUGCCAACAUACAUUAAUAAUGAUAGUUACGAUUCUAGAGGAUCUCCUGCCCAAGCUUCAGACCUUUAUGCUUAUAAUGGAAGACCUCCCAUCAAAACGGAACCCUAUGGAAGCCCAGAAAGUCCACAUCCAUUGAAAAAUGAUGCUUAUAGCUUAGAGCAGCCACAGUUAAAAUAUGACACAAAUGGAGGUUCAUCUUUACCUGCUAGAACAUACAGUUCUGGUGAAGGAGUCAAAACCGAAUCAUAUAGUCCCCAUGAGCGAUCUGUUAUUAAAUCUGAAACUUAUGGAACAUGUGAACAAUCUGUUGUGAAAAAUGAAACUUACGGAUCUUGUGAAAGACCGAUGAUCAAAAGUGAACUUUAUUCGUCAACAUGGUCAGGGGGUGGAGCCACAGCACAUCAACAAGGUGAUGGAUAUCCUAGUUACGGGUCACCACAUGACUAUGUGCCAGCUAAUAAUCAGGAAUACGCAUUGUCUAUGCCUCAGGACUAUUUAGGGUCACCCAAUCAUAUGGUGGGAGGCUCUACAGAGCAGCAAUAUCAUCAAAUGGCCAAAAUUAAACAAGAAAUGGACAUGUCUGCUCAGUUACAGCCGUCAAUGUCGUUACACAAUUCUAUGUAUUCACCAAUGUCUUCAUUACAUAGUAAAAUGUUUCAGGCUGAUAUGCCGGGACAAAGUGAAGGAUACCAACCACCAUCAAUGUCUCUCCAUAAUCCAAUGUACAAUUUAGGGCCGAUGUCUUCACAAAACCAUUUCUACGACCAGCCAUCAACAUCAUCUCACCCCAAAUUAUAUCAACAAGCGAUGGCCACGCCUGGUCAUGAACCAGGGUAUCAGCCAGCUAUGUCUCCACACGGUCAUCUUAUGUAUCAUCAAUCGUCAAUGUCCCAGCAUGCUACUUCUCAUCCAUAUCAUCAGCAAUAUCCCAUGUACAAUAAUUCUAAUACAUAUCAAGUUCCUAAUUCCUCCAUUUAUCCUCCAUAUUUACCUCAGAAUCCAUGGACAAACUUCAACCCAGGUUUUCCUACCACAUCCGACGAUUAUUCCGAUUCUGUGAACUGUAGUCCCAAGAAGAAAUCUAAGAUGUCCAUUAGUGCAUCAAAUUCGAAAAAGGAACCCGUUCAGAUCGUAUCUCAACAGCAUUUUCAUUCCAAAAGAGGAAUUUAUACAUUUGAAGUCAAUGAAAUGUCAUUAGCAUCGAACAAUACAUUUAGUAUAACGGACAAUUAUUUAAUGAUAGAAAAGCGAUUGUGCGAGAGUCUCAUACAAAUAGAUUUACCAGACAAUGUUUGCUAUGUUUAUAAUCCCUUGGAGUACGCAUUUAAUCCUCAUCGUGAUUUUAUAGAGAAAUACUGCAAUACUCAAAAACAGAUAUUGUUUUUAGGUAUGAAUCCAGGUCCGUUUGGAAUGUCUCAAAAUGGGGUACCGUUUGGUGAAUAUAACAUUGUUCGUGAUUGGUUAAAGAUAACUGGUGAUGUAUCGAAACCUGUUAAAGAACAUCCCAAAAGAUUAAUUGCUGGUCUAGAUUGUAAGAGAUCAGAGGUAACUGGGAGUAGAUUUUGGGGAUAUUUCCGAAAGUUGUGUGGUACUCCAGAGAAUUUCUUCAAACACUGUUUUGUUUAUAAUAUGUGUCCUAUGGCAUUUAUGUCCGAUACGGGGAAGAAUAUCACACCACCCCAGAUACCGGCAAAUGUUUUAAAGUCUAUAAAUACCGUUUGUAACACAAGUUUACUGGAAGUGAUUCAGCUGUUGAAUGUCAAAACUGUUAUCGGAGUGGGAAAUUAUGCGUAUAAUGCUGCACAAAAACUGAUGGCUUCGGCAAAUAUGGACCACAUCAAAGUUCAUGUCAUCAUGCAUCCUAGUCCGAUAAAUCCUGCAGCUAACAAAGGUUGGGAUAAUAUCGCUAGAGACCAGUUACGGAGUAUCGGAAUCCUGGAGUUGUUACAGAGUACUAAUCCUGGCGGUCAAUAUGACUAUAAUAAUACUAAACUCUAGUUUCAUAUUAUAUACUAUUAGUGCUAAAACUAUCAUUUAGAAAACCAUUAUACAGGAGUCUUGUUUUUGUCAGAAAAUGGUUUACAAAGAUGAGUGUUCAUGUCUUCUUGUGAGCUAUUAUUAUUAUAUACAACAUCUUAUGGGCAGGGAGUUGGUGCUUGGGUGUAAAUAGAACAUAUCAGUGUUCACUGGCAAUGCCUGUAUGUAACAAAUAUUCCCUUUAUUAAGGUUUCAAUCUAUGUCUGAUAAAGUCUGUGUUCUGGGUAAAUAACAAAGUACAAGACAAUUCCUGUAGCUAAUGUCUCAGUUAUAUAUGAGAAGUGGUAUUAGGUGUUCAAGAAAGUGUAGUAAUUAUGACUACAUAGCCAUAUUUUCAUCAUUUCUAUCCUAUACCAUGAUUAUCAGAAAUCAGAAUGAUUUUGUGGGUAGUUUUGUUAUGGUUUAUUUAAGAAUCCAAUCAAACUGUAGGCUAUUUUCUGACAACAAGGCCCUGCAUACAGUAGCAUUUAUAAAUAUUGUUUAUUUAUGUAUUGUUAUUAUGGCAUUUUUAGAAUUAGUCUGAAUAACUUGACUAGCUGUGAUCUAGCAUUAUAAUACAAUGUCUGUUACAUGAUAGUUCGUUCUAAUUAAAUAUAUUAUUAACAAAUCUCAGGCAAUUGUUCCUUGCCAAAACACCCCAAAAAAUAUGAAUUGUUCCAAUGGCAUUUAGUAAUUGAACUGGAAAUACAUAGGACGCCAUUAUAUGGAGUAUAAUUCCUGUGUAUUACUGGGCGUCUUUUUGACUAAAAUAUGAUCGGAUAUUAUAUAUACAUGUACAUGUAUAUGAUAUAAGAUCAUACUUUAUCAUUGAUUGAUAAAGACCAGAGAAGCUUAGACUAAUAUCUCUCUCAGUAAUUGUAUUCCAUAGAAUUAUGUCCCAUGUAUAACCAAAAGUAUAGUCAUGAGAUGGUCACAGAAUGUCAAGUAAUUGAGACUAUUUUAGGGUAUACUUGUACAUUAUUAUUGUAUUUAUCAACGAAUAUGUACAUGUAUGUGAACAUGAUCACACUGAUCAUUCUCGUUCAUUUCUCCUCUACUUAUAGUGUACAGUUAUAUUUAAGAACUUUUUUUUUAUGUUUUUGAACAUAAGAGUUAAAUUCUUGUUAAAUUUUUUUUUUAAAUACUUUUUUUUAGCGUGAAAUACAUGUCAGUGUUUUGUGUAUUUAAUGUUUUUGUUAAUGAUGUACAUGUAGUAUAAACUUUCAGCUAACUUUUAUACAAUGUUUAUAUUUCUUAAAGCAUUUAUAACAUUUACAACAAUAAUUCCAAAGAAUCUCGAUAAGAUAACUAAUCUUUAUCAUGGAGAAGAGUCAACGUAGGCUAGACCCUUUCUCCAAUUCUAGUUCAGCUUUUGUCAGGGAGAGGAGAGUCAACAAAGUUUAUAUCGGGGAGAAGAGUCAUCGUAGGUCAUCCCUGCUUUUUUCAGGGGGAGGAGCCAAGCCGCCUGAUUUCCAAUCCUAAAUCAGCUUUAUUCAGAAGGAGGAGUCAAAGUAGGCCAAGUCUGUUCUCCAAUCCCAGUUCAGCUUUUUUGAAUAAAGUUAUUGUUUAUAUGAAAGAAAUCUUUUUGGGAAAGAUGAACAGUAAGAGUUCACUCUUUUUGCAACUAGAAGUGAACUUAUUUACGAGUAGGGUUUGUUCUUUUAAUAGGAUAGACAACCAAUAUAAAUAUGAGAAGAAUAGGUUAAUAAUUUAUAUGCAUCGUUAAAAAUACUUGUAUUUCUGAUUAUUGUGUUGUAGUACUGUAAAAACUAUGGAUAAAAUGGUGACAUAUUUUUUUAUUAGAGCCUGAAUGCAGUAUGCAAUAUACAUAUUUGAUAUUAUUUAAGGAAGCUUUAUUAUAAACAGAACCAAAUAAUCAGGUUAUUUAGUCAUUAUUUGGAGUUAUUUUAUAAUUUCCUUAUUUUACGUUAAGAUCCUUUAAAAUUGACAGUAGUUGAGUAUCUAUGUUAUGUACAUUAAAGGAUAUUUGAUCAAUUUUACUUUAAUUCUAGAAAUAUUAAAAUUUUAAUCUACCAUUCAAUUGUAUUAAUUACCAAUGUUUAAUUAAAGGAUAUUUGAUCAAUUUUACUUUAAUUCUAGAAAGUUUGAUCUACCAUUCAAUUGUAUUAAUUACCAAUGUUUAAUUGAUUGUGUUUUAUAUGCCCACAUUUAAUGUGAAUGUAUAUUGUCGUCACCUGUGUCCGAUCAUAAAUUUUGAAAGCGAUUUUUAUUUCCAAUCAUAUUUUGACUUUUAAAGCUUGUAAAUGCAAUAUAGCACAAUUCUUAAGGAAUUUUGGGUAUUGUUCAUUUCGGCUAAUGGAGAAACCUUAUUGAAAUUCAGCAUUUUCCGAUCACAAAUGAACGAGGUAUUAUAAUAUUUACGUUCAAAUUUAUGAAAUCUAAUAAUCACGAUACACAACAGAGAAUUUUGAAAUGCUGAUUUCUCAUUGUGACAUAAAAAAAAGCCUAUCAAAUUUCUUAAUUUUCUAACAAUAAUAAUUAUGUGAACACAUUCAGCCAUGUUCUUUUUCCGUUCAGAUUUUUACCCUUAACUCUUGUGAACGCAAAACAGUAAACAGUUCUCAUAUUAUUCACAGGGUCACAAUUCAGAAAUAUUUUGCUAGUUACUCCCAUACCAUCAGUGAUUUUACUGAUUAUGCCAUAAAACCCUAUCAAAUUUCAAAAUUUUCUUAUUUAAAUUCAAAUGUGUUUUGCAGGGACUAUCUUUCCGUUCUAUUACUAGUGAAAUUGUUAAUUGGGACAUAAGGGAGAACUCUAUUGAAUUUCAAGAGUCAAUACUUCUAAAGCUAAGCACAGAGUCCAUAAUAGAUUUUUUGCUGGAUUUUUUAACAGUGAUUUUAGAUUUUAUCACCGACAGCUCUGCUAGUGGUGGGUGUAUAAGGGGCCUGAGAAGCCCUAUCUACGUGUUGAUUUCUAUUUACCACAUAUAAAAAUAUUACAAUUUUUAACAAUUUUACACAUGUAUUACUCGCAAGUACUUCAAACCACAACAACCAAAGGAAAUGACUGGUGCCCAUUUCACUUGACAGUCAUUAGUUGAACAUUGAACUAUCUAUUGAUGGUGUAAACUGGCAUCCACAUUAUUAAAUCAUCCAAGAUAACAUUGUAAUGAGCAUUUUGACAGUUAUUUACUUUGAUCUUGUGUGUUGGUCCAGUUUUGGUAAGAAAUUGCCAUCAUGGGUUAAGCUUUAUGUCCUGACAGGGGGUAUAAUACUAGAUUAUUCUAAACUUUAUACAUCAAGGUUAGUUAAGAGUCUAAUCUAAACUUUAUAAUGCAUAUUUUGUUUAGAGGUUAUUCUAAUCAUUAUAAUGCAUAGUUGGUGAAGAGGCAAUUCUAAACUUUAUUAUGCAUAUUUGGUUUAGAGGUUAUUCUAAUCAUUAUAAUGCAUAGUUGGUGAAGAGGCCAUUCUAAACUUUAUAAUGCAUAUUUUGUUUAGAGGUUAUUCUAAUCAUUAUAAUGCAUAGUUGGUGAAGAGGCCAUUCUAAACUUUAUUAUGCAUAUUUGGUUUAGAGGUUAUUCUAAUCAUUAUAAUGCAUAGUUGGUGAAGAGGCCAUUCUAAACUUUAUUAUGCAUAUUUGGUUAAGAGGAUAUUCUAAACUUUAUAAUGCAUGGUUAGUUGGUUAAUUGUAAGAGGAUAUUCUAAACUUUAUAAUGCAUGGUUGGUUAAGAGAGCAUUCCCAAUAUUAUAUAAUGCAUUGUUAAGAGGUUGUUCUAAACUUUAUAAUGCAUGGUUAAUUAAGAGGUUGUUCUGAACUUUAUAAUGUAUGGUUGGAUAAGAGGUCAUUCUUAACUUUGUCAUGCAGGGUUAAUUAAGAGGUUGUUCUGAACUUUAUAAUGCAUGUAAUUCAUGUUUGCUUAAUAGGAUAUCCAAAUCUGUAAUACAGCUGUAAUAAAAUGGUAAAUAUGUCGGAGAAAACCCUCAUUCUCAGUUGUGCUAGGAAAGAUAAAUUUGAUGAAAGAAGCCCUUUGUAAAAGAAACUCUUAUGCUUUCUUUCACCUCAUGUUUCUCUACUGAAUGUAAAAAAAUAGAAAAGAAGUUAAACACCAUUUCAUUCAUUCAUUCUUUUCUGAAGUUUAUCUUUGCUUGGCCUAGCCUCUGACUUGGGGUUUUGUCCCUCCAGAAAACAUUAAGUUUUAUUAUUUAGUGUGUUGAAUUACCUAUAUGGGUGAUACAUGUAGUAGUCAUUUUAGCCGGGUGAGGAUAAGUUAUCUGCACAGUUUCAAGGUCUAACAAUGUAUGUCAAGCACUUUGGUUUGAACAGUUACUAAGCUUUGUAUGCUCUCAAGAUGCUGCUUUUAGGUAACUUGUGUUGAACAAUAGUCAUACAAGGCAUUAGGCCAGAUUCCCACAUCAGUAGAUCUAGUGAACUAGGCAAGAUCGAAAAAAUAUUAUUACAUUGAACGAAACUGUCUUUCAAUCCACAUAAAUUUAUGUCAUUCUUUUAAUAUAAAUAGAGGCAUCUGAACAUUUAAACUGGUCAACUCAACUUCAUGACAGUAUUUGAAGUUUCAUCACAAGAAGACUAUUGUAAUUUCAACUGAUUUAUUGUGUGAAAGACUAAUACAUGUACAAGGCUUAGCUAUCAAAUGAAAUACAU
Molecule: messenger RNA, 7113 nt
Organism: Patella vulgata (common limpet)
Lineage: Eukaryota; Metazoa; Mollusca; Gastropoda; Patellidae
Exons: 4
Coding region: 376-2475 (699 amino acids)
Biological process (GO): base-excision repair
Molecular function (GO): oxidized pyrimidine nucleobase lesion DNA N-glycosylase activity; single-strand selective uracil DNA N-glycosylase activity
Source: RefSeq, a predicted model, not a curated record